Caenorhabditis auriculariae is the source of this 9612-nucleotide messenger RNA. The record is from the annotation of a GenBank genome assembly. Lineage: Eukaryota; Metazoa; Nematoda; Chromadorea; Rhabditida; Rhabditidae.
AUGGGUGCCAGAAGUUGGGGCUCAUUAAUAAUACUCCUAUCCAUCCAAAUAGCUUGGGCCAAUGGAUACGCCCAAGCGCCCGGGAUGUACCCACCAGAAGAAAUGGAUCGAAAACUCCCAAACGUUCCUCCAAAUCCUUAUGGUGGCGGAGGAGGCGGCGGAUUCCAUAGUUAUCAGUUCUACUAUGAAAAAGACCCGCCGAAGAAGGAAAAUGAAGGUUUUUCUUGGAUUUUUUUGUUGAAUUUUUCGAGGCUGGGGGGCAAAUUUUUUUCGCCACAUAUAAUAGUUAGACAGUUGUUUUAGGGGAAUUUUUUUGAAUUUAGAGAUUUUUUUUAUUGAUUUUUUUAAAGGUUUAAAUAUAUGGAAUGAUUCGACAGAGAAGGGUUAUCAAGGGUUUUUCUUGAAUUUUUUGAAAAAAUGUUGGGUUUUGUUAAACUUUUCGAAAUAAAUGAGUUGAGGAAGUCUGCAAAAGACGUUUUACAUAGACAAAGAGUUGGCUUUUUCGAAAAUGUCCCCAAAAAUUUAGAAAAAAAGGCUCCUUUAUACUGGAUUUCUGCGUUCUUUCCCUUCUUUUCACACCUUUCUUGAGCCUUCGAAGUCCUAGAAAAAGAAUAGGAGGCUUGAUGAAAAGCUCAAAAACGGGGGACUUUCUGCGGUUUUUUAAGGCUUUUUUGCUCUUUAUGAUUGCUCCAGAGUAUAAAGUCUAUCACGUUGAACUAUUUUCCAAUUCAAAAAUUUUAGGAUCUGAUCCAAACUCGGCUUUCAAAGCACCCAAACUUCCCUCUUUCCGGCCUGGUUCUAGGCCUGAAGAUCCUUCAGAACAACCGGCUCAAGCUGGAACCGACCAGGACGAUGGAUAUGGUGAGGAAUUUUUCAGAAAGGGGAAUUUUUUAAAUGAGAAUGGGUCUCACAGAUGCACUCAUUUUUAUUCAUUCACAAAUAUUUUCAACCAAACCGGUAUAAACAUCGGCAAAAUGGCUUUGAAAAGUGUUCCCUCUAGUGACUACUUCAAUCAAGUUGAGUGAUUUUGGUGAUCUUCAAGUAGAUGGCAUGACCAAGGGGAUAUACUUACUUACUUACUUAGAUGGUCCAUCUUCGCUUUCGAUCUUUUAUUGCCUUUUAUUGAUCGAAGCGUGGACCACACGUUUUCCAGGAGGUCUUAUGCAAUCGGUCAUCCAGUGUUGUCGUCCUGGUUGACUGGUAUUCUUGCGAAAAAGUUCCAUCCGUGGUGUUGAACGUGUUAUAGCAUAAUUUUGGUCUGAUUAUCCUUUUUGCCUUGCCAGGGCUAAAAAAGACCGCCCAUUCUGUUAACAGAAGCAAGCCGAACUGCGUGACCGGUGUACCGUUAGCCGCCAUAAAUGGCGUUGCCUCCCCAUCACCGCGUAGAGGUGGUACUUGAAGGGGCAAGGGGAUAUAUCACAAGAAACUCUGUUUUUUUUUUGCAGGAAAAUUUUGAGACCUUAAAGAUGACGUAAAAUCAUUUUCUGCUGGUUAAAUUUGAAGUUUUGGGUCAUAACUCUUCUAAAAAGCAAAAUACACAGUUAAUUCCAACUUUUUGAACUUCGCCAUGUCUUAAAGUAACUUCCAGCCGAGAAUUAUCGAAUUUGGCUUUUUUUUGACAUGUUUUCGCAACGAAGAGACGAAUUUUCUAAAUUUUGAGAUUUCAGAACUUUCUUUAAAAAAAGAAAAAUGGCUCCAUAGAAAUUUUCUUAUUUUGCUGCUUUUCUGCGCCAAUUCAUAGGCUUUUAUGCACCAUUUUUGCUGCCUCUCCCUUUUUCCACCAUCUCUUGAGUCUUUAAAAUCCCGAAAAAGUGGAAGGCUCGAUAAAGGGACUCUUUUUGCUGCCUUUUUUGAGCCUCUCGUUUUUAGCAGCCAUUAUCCACCAUUCCGAAUCUGCCCUAUAAGACUCUUUUUCCAGUUUUUUAACAAAAAUUCGGAUUCAGCUUGAGAAAUUGUUCCUGAAACUCUCAUUUGAAAGUCUCAUUUAAAAGUCUCAUUGUAUUUGACCCUUUUUCCUGAUCAGAAAAAUACCAAUUUUCCUAUUUUUAGAUGGAAAAUCUUCCCAAGCCCCCGGUAGCUCUGGAAAGUACGAAAAGUCGAAAAUAACAGCUCCCAAAAAAAGACCCGAUGAUCAGAAUGGCUAUGAUGGUGGUUAUGGUAGAAAUGCAUCACUUGGAAAAUUUCAUAUAAUCUCGAUUUUUAGGCGAAUCUCCUGAUUCGAACUUGUAUGAAGAAAAUGGGAAGUCAAGCCAAUCCAAAGGUAAUUUUGACUGAAAAAAAAAUUAUUCCAAUUUUUAGGUUCUGAGGCUGAAAAUCCAUAUGAAAGCGAAUCUUCUUAUGGAAAAAGGUAUAGUUUUUUUACAGUAUUUUUUUAAUAUUUCAGUGAAAAAAAGGAACCUUAGAAUUUUCUUAUUCUCAUGGAAAUUUUUUUAGAGAACUUGGAAAAAUUUCUCUUGCUUUUUAUGUGAAAGUUUGACACAUAGGGCUUCGCUCAAAAUUUAGUGCGAAUUUUUUUGAAAAAAAUACGUUUUCCGAAAGUCUGAAGAGAAAAAUUUAAAAUAUGGACGAUUUUUUUGUUUUUCUUGAAAAAUACGAAAAAACAGUUUUGAGAGAUUUGAAAUUUUUUUCUGUGGGAUCUACAUCGAAACAGAAAUUCAGUAGUAUUACGAAUUAUCCAUGGAGCGCACUUUCUGGAAAAUUGAGUUUUUAGAAGCUGUGCUCGAUAUGGCCUUAGGCUCUAAACGCACCCGACCAAAAACGGCUUGCGCCACAAGAUGUAGUACUCUUUUAAUGCUUUAAGACGUUCUAUUUUUGACCACGAAGUUCAAAUUUUUCCGGUUUCAGAAAAUUUUUUGUCUUGAAGCCCACUUUUUGAGAGCUCGGAGUAGUUUUAUGCGAACUUUUUUAAACAAAUUUUUGAAAAUUCUUGGUGUCCUUUUUAAAUUGAGUUCCACUCAGAAAAUCAGGAUAUGGUUAAGCCUACAAACGCAUCCGACCAAAAACGGCUUUCGCUAAAAGGUGUAGGGAAAACCUUAGAGCAUGUUUUUCUAGAGGCCUCUCGAAUCUGCCACCAAUACAGUUUUUUUCCUGUUCUAGAAGACGCUUUUUUCCUUGAAGCGCAACUUCUGAGAGCUCGUAGUAGCUUUUUUUCAAAGUUGUUUGAGAAUCUGUUUGAAAAAAUGAGAUAUAAUUUUUCAAAUGCUCAUGAUAUGGUUUAGCCCAUCCGACCAGAAACUGUUUGCGCUAGAAAAUAUAGAGAAUGCUUUUUAGUUUCCCUGGUCUUAAAGCAUCCCAAAAAAUAGUACCAACCCAAAAAGAUUAUUCGAGUUUUUCCCGUUUCAGAAGACGGCUCUUCCAGCAAGUCUUCGAAAUCGAAAAAAGGUGAUAACCCCUCCAAAAGCACUGCACCCUAUGCCGAUCCGCACGGCGCACUGGCACGGUCUAUCGAUGAAAAUAUCAAAAAAGAGCUUGUCGAAACGAUGAACAAGCUUUUCGCCGCGAUCCCCAAGGAUCCUGGUAAGAAACCGGAGAAAAGAAGUUCCUACUCGGGUUUAAGGAUCCUCUGGCACGAGCACUUUUGCCGGUCUUGCACACCCCACCAAGCCAGCGACUUUCAUGACUCCGGAAGGAGGAGCACCAGAUUUGCGGGUCGAUCCUGACCUUGUCAGCACUGAUAAUAAUAGAAAUCGAGUCGCACCUCCGCAAAGGAAACCACUGAAAAAUGCGGGUGAAUUCUCACCGGAAGACCCGGAAACAGGUAGGAUCUGUUGUCACAGAAAUGACCACUAAGCACACUGUUUAACUUUUGAACCAGAUGUUGAAAUUCACACACAUUCUGAAUCGGCACCUGAGAGUUACCUAGAAGGCCUUUGGGAAAAGUUCUGAGAGCUUAAAAUCUAUAAAAAAUCGGUUUGAGAUGAUUUUUGAAUGAUAGAGAUGGUCCACGAAACUUUUUUUCUGCUUUACGAGAAAAUUCCAAGCCUGUACUAGUACUGGUCUUCAGUCAAUCCGGAGCUUUCUCUAAAAGCUUUCUGGAAAGUUUUUAAGCCUAGAUUCGGAUUCAGCAUGAAAAAAUGCACCCUAUAGUCCCACUGUGAGCUGAUUCCGAUCUUUGAUUAAUUUAUGAACCUGUUUUUAAAAUUUUUGCACUCUUUCAUGUUUUGCUAGCGUCUUCGGAAUGAUUUCGCGAAUAGAAAGUUGAAAAUUGCGGAUCAGUUUGAGAUAAAAUGUUAAGUAUGCUCUAUUGAUAACUUGAUAAUUAUUUCGAGCUUUGGUAAAGCUCCGUUUCUGAGCAUUUCUAAUGAUCACUAGCGGCUUCAGGGCCCUUAAUUUAUCCCAGAAAGUUUUCUAGCAUUCCAAGUUAUCAUUUUAGCGGAUUCAGAACCCUUAAGGCAUCCCCGGACGUUUCUGAGCACUUCUAGGAAUCCCUUUAGCGGAGUCUCUAUUCUUGAGUCAUCCCCCGACCUUUCUUAGCAUCCCUAGUUAUCACUAGCGGCUUCAAGGUCCUUUAUUAUCCCAGGACAUUCCUAGUUAUCACUUUAGCGGAGUCAGAACCCUUAAGUGAUUCCUACACCUGCUCCAAAAUGUCCGAGACGCGAAAUACCUUCAAGGUGUCAUAAGUUAAGUUUUUUUGAAGCUUUUUUUUCGCUUUUUUGAGACCGAACUUUGACUUGAAGCACUAUUCAAAACCCUUCAGAGCACGGCCAAUCAAAUCACCAAUCACCACAAAAAACCACAGAAGAUCCAUCACAGAAUCCGCACAAAAUCACCGAAAAUCUGUCCACACCAGCACGACCAGAAGGUCAGCCUGAAAAAAAAUUUGAUAAUGUUAUAGAAGCCUGUGAUGAACUAUGUAGUCUGUUUCAAACACACGCAUAUUUUUUAGUCAAACUUUUCAAAAUAGAACUUUUUUUUCGAUAACAUUUUUCAUUCACACAUACACAGCUUGAUCACAACGAUUCAGAGCACGGAAAAUCAGAAUUUGAAGCACCAAAAAAACUGGAAACUGAUCUUCACCCAAAGAUUCACCAAGACCCACCAGAGCACGACAAAUCAGAAUCAGAAGCACCAAAAAUCCCACAGAAAAGCUUGAGAGAAUCACCCGCACAUGGUCAGUUGGGCCAAGUUUGAAGCACGUCUUCUGUUUUAGAAUCCACCGCGAUUCUGAAGGCACCAAGAAUUUCUGCCGUUGAAGAGCAUGACUUAGGUAAUUUCUGAGCUCCUGGCGUUUUUCCAGAGCCAAUCAUCACCCCCAUAAGCAUUCAUAAGCGUUUUUUCGUCAUCCUCACAAUUCAGAGCACGAAAAAUCACAUUCCGAAGCACCAAAAGAACAAGCUGACCUUCCUCGAAAGUCAGACCAGCUUGAGGAUCCACAAAACUUACUAAAAAACACGAAAAAUCCAUCACCUUCAGCACUAUCACAAGGUCAGUCUUGUCACUUGCUGAGCACGUAUUUUCCUUCAAAUCACUAGAAGUUGAGCUUCUACUUAGAGAAAAGGGUUAGCUUCACCAAGACUCUGAGUGUCAAAUUUGCACUUUUUAGUUCAGCAGAACCUAUUAGAACACAGCAAAAGUCAGAAUUACAGUUGAUUGCUUAGCUCGCCCAUUUCUUCAAAAUUAUCAAAAAAUCUGAGCUUCUUCUUGAAGAAAAAAAUAGUAAAAUAUUGAGCUUCUUCAAGAAAAAUUUUGAGCUUCUUUUUUUAAAGAAAAAAAUGUCAAAAAUAGCUUCUCUAAGCGUUUUCCUCACUUCCGACAUCAGAUUUCUCCUUUUAAGCUCAAAAAAAGUAUUCAAAUCAGAAUUUGAUUCGCUAGCUUUUUUUCAAAACCAUGGAAACUAGACUCGAUAAAAAAUGUCAGCCUAGCUCUCUCAAGCCUUUAUUUCACUUUUAGCUUCACCAAAAACCUUCAAAACACGAAGAAAUACUUAAAAACAACAUUUUUAUUAUCAUAUAUUUAACAAAAAAAUCACACUAAAAACCCUUCAGAGCACAGCGAAUCACAGUUUGAAGCACCACACAAGCCACCAAGCACACAAUCGAACACGAAGCUUCAUGAAAAUUUUUCACAAAAACCACCACCAGACCUACACAAAUCCGAACUCGGAGCACCUCACAACAAACUGAAAAUCACUAAAAGACCACUUCCACCAGCAGAAUCUGAAGGUCAGUCACUGGGAAUUCCGGUUGAGAGAGUCUUUAGAACGCCCUGAUUUUGAAACAGUCGAAAAAACUGCGCCUUUCGAUUUUUAAUGUAGUUCUGGAGCUUAAGAGACGCCAAAACCACACAGAAAUGAUAGGUUAGGGUUGGUGAAUUUAAAAAUUCGGAAAAGAAAUGUUUUUUUCGACUGAUUUUGAAGCGGUUUGUUUGAAAGUACCUCUGGGCCAAGUAUAACCAAUUUUUCAACCGGAAAAAUUCGCCCUUCACAUUUUGGGUCUUCCGAUUCGAGCUAGACCUCGAACUCAGAACCAUAGCAAUCCUAGAAGUCCUCCAAAACUCGCACCUUUGCACGAAAUCCACACUUUUAAACAGCACUUCUUUAAAAAAUUUUCAAUUUUAACUGCACUCCAAAUUCGCAACCCUAUUUUCCUCUCAAAAACGCGCACCCUGGCACAAAGUCCUUUCAGAAUCGGCUGAAAUCGUGAUGAACGUCCAGAAAAUCGACGACGAUGAUAAAAUCAAUAAUCCACUCGGCGCCCCUCCACCACCACAACCACCCAAAUUCCUGGCAUCUUCACUGAGAGUCAACUCGACGGCGACGUUGAAGUUGAACGGCGCCGUCAGCACCCAAGUUGCACCCCCUUUGCACGUCUCCAAGAACCAAUGGAGCCAUCCUGAUGUUGAUCAUGGUGUUGAAGUUGAAGAUCGGGCUUCUGAAGGCGCCGAGCCGUUGACGUCCCUGGAGAGCGAGUAUGAUGAUGUCAUUAGUGAGGUGAGCAUCUUCGAGGGGUUUAGGGCCUGGAGAAGUUUGAAAGAGGCUUCGGAAGCUUUUGAGAACUUUUGGGUACAUAGAUUUUGUCUGAGAAGUAGAUGAGGACCUUCAGAAAUUGAAAAAGCUUCUGAAAAUUCUAAGAACUUCUACAUUGAUUAAAAUUAUCGGAGAAGUUGUAUAGGAACUCUAGAAGUUGGAAACCGGCUUCAGAAAGUUCACGGGAAUUGGAAAGUUGAUGAAAUUUUCCCAAUAGCUCAGGACCUCCAGAAGUUGAAAAAGUUGAGAACUUCCUAAUUCACAGAAUACUCCCGAGAGGUAGUUCAAGAUCUACAGAAGUCGAUAAAGGUUACAGAAAAAUCCUUGAAAGCUUCUAAAUGCAUAAAUUUCGUCAGAGGGGUAUUUCCUCCUGAAGUUGGAAAAGGCUUCUGAAAGUUCUGGAGAACUUCUAAAUUGAUAAAACUUUGUUUGAGAGGUAGUUUAAGCCGUCCUGAUACCAAUCAGAGACCAAAAACGGCAUGAAAUGUUCAUUUAAAAAUCGGGAAUCUUCAAAAUUUUCUUGAUUGAUCAAAUUUCAAAGAAUUAGUUCAGAAAACCUUCUGAAGUAUGUUUAAAAGCUCUAGGACUCUGAAAAUUGUUUGGUAAGUUUAUAGAAUCAUAAAAAAUGAAGUAGACAAAGCCAGAAACUUUAAAAUUCGUCCAGAAAGCUCAGAGAGUUCUGAAGUUGAUCCCACAGAAUCUUGAGCCUUAAGGAUUUUUUUUUUUCGAAGACUUGGAAUUUUUUAAGUUGAUGAGAAACCUCUAGAAACUGCAAAUAAUUCUAAAGAAACACUUCUGAAGGUCCUUAAGUUUUCAAAUUCAUUGGGAAAUCUUUGAUUUCAUUCAUGUUUGAAUUUUAAAAGCUCUAGAAUAUUAAAAUCGAGAAAUUCGUGAAGCCUUCUAAAAUCUGCAUUAAACGAUUUUUGAAAUUAUCAGGAAAAGUUUUUGAAAAGUCUCCUUUUUAAAAAUUUUUCAUCGAAUUUCUCAGAAAGAAAGUCAAUUUUAUAGAAUUUGAACUAUACAAAAAUUUUUUUUUGUUUUUGUUUGCCGUCACAUUUGCCACAUUUCAGUCGAUUUCACAACCCUCACUGCCCACGCACAAAACUUUGGAUUUAAAGCCACAAAAGCAAAAAUCUUUUACCGAUUUCAAUGCGAACACUCACGACGGUGAAAUGCACGGCAUACCACAAAAUUUCGAUCACAGUGAGCUUCAAAAUGAGCCGAAAUACUCAAUUUUCCGACGUUUCCAGCCAAAUUCGGAAAGAAGGCCCGGGAAUCGUCGGUUUUUGAGGAAAAUAUCGCGCCGGACACGACGAAAGUCUACCAAAGCAGUGAUAAAUUUGGGGUACCAUCAUUAUUUUAUGAAAAUAUGAUGGAAAAACUGAAAAUAUUCAGAAAAAUACUCUGAAAAGUGGGAAAUCUUGCUGCUCUUGCUGCAAGAAACUCGGCCGGCAAGCCGCUACAAAGGUAUUUUUACCUGAUUUUUCCAAAAAUCUCUAAUUUUCAUGUAUUUCAAGGUGGAACCAUCGGCGGCGGUCGAAGAAUCCACGGACACGGGUAAAUUUUUCAGUGUAAUAUGUGGGGAGGGUAGAGCGCGCGCAUUUGGGUGAAAUCCACCGCUUAGCCAUGCAACUGGCCGCGUGGCGCAAUGGAUAACGCGUCUGCCUACGGAGCAGAAGAUUGCAGGUUCGAAUCCUGCCGUGGUCGAAAAUUUUUGCCAUUUUUUUCUUAAAGUUUUCAUUCAGAAUUCUUCCCAUCUGAAGGCGAACAUGCUACGUACAAUGGCGAGGCUCAACCUCAAGUCGGUCAGCAGCAGAAACAGGGGUUUGUUUUAGAGAUUUCAGCGCUAGUUCGUCAAAAAAUCGAUUUUGUAAGUUUAAUAGGACCGAAGGAAUUUUUGAGAAGGUCUUAAAGCAAAAAGUGUUUAUUUUGAAACAUUUGGAAGCUCUUUCGCCAUCAAAAACUAUAGCAAAGAGUUUUUUUUUAAAGCUGGAUUUUGUCAUUUUCAGAAGAAAAGUUGCUUUCUAGUUGUAUUUUUGAUUUUAUUUCAAUUCUUAAUAUUUCAUCAAUAUUUCGAGCUUCUCUGACCAAUGUCUAAUCAAAUCCGAGCUAAAAAAAAGUUUUAUCGGAAAUUUUCCAGAGAAUCCUACGCUUCUCUGAACCCCCAACCUUAUUCUCCAAGUCAAGGUCAAGCUCAGCAACCAACUUUUUCUCAGCCUCAACAGUUCCAACCUCAACAACCAGUGUAAGUUUCAAGAAGAACCGAACUAAGCUUUCACAAAAAUCAAGUUUUUAUUCGAGAAAGGAAUCGUCAGACCUUCUUUUCCCUUUCGUCCUUCUAGGCCUUUUUUUGACGGGAAAAAUCCCGAAGCUAGAACUUCUUAAAAACGAGUAUCUAACCGAAAAAAGUUAUCUACCAGAAAUUCUUCCCAUUUUUCCAAUCUUUCUGGGGCCAUUUUUAACGGGAAAAACUCGAAACGACGAGGAGAUUCAGGAGCUACGCCCAACAGCCAUUCCAGCAGUUCCAACAGGUCGGACAGGCUUACAGCCCUGUCCAGCAAUACGUCCAACCUCAACAGUCUUGCGGAUGUGCCCCUCCGCCGCAACAGCCCUGCUGUCCACCGCCGCAGCCUUGCUGCAUGCGUUAG